UAUAGAUCAAUUUAAAUGGCGUCACAAUACCAGCCUCAAUAAAUGUGCAGUAUAAAAACUCCCAUAGCUAGUGCAAUAGGCGUCACAGCCCAGCGAAGGGUCUAAGAGUGCUCACGGGAUAAAUAAUUAACAACCUACAAUGAAAAUACUGAUCAUAGUAGUGGUGGCAUGUGUGGCGGUCACUUGGGCGCGUCCGGAAUCGACCUAUACUGAUAAAUGGGAUAACAUAAACGUCGAUGAGAUCCUCGAGUCCACCCGACUCAUGAAAGGUUACGUCGACUGUCUCCUUGAAAGAGGUCGUUGCACUCCAGACGGUAAAGCCUUAAAGGAAACUCUUCCUGAUGCUCUUGAACAUGAGUGUGUUAAGUGUACUGGGAAACAGAAGUCGGGAGCUGACAAAGUCAUUAGACAUUUGGUAAAUAAACGGCCGGACUUAUGGAAGGAGUUGGCUGUUAAAUAUGAUCCCGACAACAUCUACCAAGCGAGAUACAAAGACAAAAUCGAUGCUGUCAAAGGCUCCGCUUAGAACGAAGCUUAGAUGCACAUUUUGGCACGUGGAUUGGAUUAAAACUGCAGCUUUAAUGACAUAGUAUUAGUAACAAAAGCUUUAAUUGGAUUUUCUUUAAUAAAACAUUUUUCAACUAU
This is a messenger RNA of Bombyx mandarina (wild silkworm), 645 nucleotides long. It is a transcript of the gene CSP10, whose product is annotated as chemosensory protein 10. Lineage: Eukaryota; Metazoa; Arthropoda; Insecta; Lepidoptera; Bombycidae. The record is from RefSeq and is a predicted model, not a curated record.